AUGGAUUCUUCCAAACUGAAGGCCAUGGAAGAGAUGAAUGAGAGCCCAACAGUAAAGAACACUUUUACUGCCAUUCAUAUUCACACAUACUGUAUCUUAAACCUUUGACUCUUAACAGCACAAAUUAACUAAUCAAGAGCCAAGGUUGGAGUAAAAAACGAAGAAUAAAACAUUAGCUGUGUGUACCGCACAUAUGCUCUCGGAGAUAAUCUCUCUUUAUCCCUUUCUCUCUCUUUCUCAGCAGCACCUGAUUUCAUCUCUGUUGGCAGUAGCGUUCCUCACUUCCUUCGGGAGCUCCAUGCGCUAUGGCUAUAACCUGGCAGUGGUCAACUCCCCCGCAGUGGUAAGACCAUUGCACUACACUCAACUGAUAUUCUCUAGAUUGUACAUUCCAUACUUGCUUGCAUUGAAUACUCUGCUGUGGACAAAUCCUAAUGUGUGGAACCCAGAAUCUCACCCAAAUCAUGUAUUGAUGUCAAUGGGAGAUGUGCGUGAUCAUUGAAGUUACAUGCACACAAUUUAGGAUUCAGCCUACUUUCACCAGUCUACACUAUUGACUAUUUGACUAUGGGCUGAAUCCCAUAGAGAUCCUAUUAAAUUACUAAUUCCUAAUUCUAUGCUGAAUCCUAUGUGCAUGUAAUUUUCUCACAAAUCUCCCAUGGAUAUUAAUAUGAUUUUAUGAAGUUUGUAUUAUGAGUAUACAGUCACCUCAAAUUAUUGGCACCCUUGAUAAAGAUGAGCAAAAAAGACUGCAUAAAAUAAAUAAUACAAAUACCGAGCUAUAUUGUAUGCUAAUUUUUUGUGUGAAAAUUGUGUUAUUUGAUACUAAUACAAUUGCUUAGAGAAAGAGAUUUUGUUUAAGAAGUUUUUUUUUUAUCAAGAAAAUAUGUGUGUCAAAAUUAUUGGCACCCCUAAGAUUCUUAUAAAUAAAAUCAAGCCAAAUGAAAGAUGCAUUAACAUUCUACGUAGCACACACCCCAAUGCAUUUUGGUCCCCCUGCAGGUCGAGGCCCCCUAGAUAGCAUAUGAACACAUCAUAAGCCAUGUAAAAUAAAAAAUAAACAAGCAUCAAAUAACAUAUACGAGCAGGAAACAAAUAGAUGUAACCCAGACUUAAUCUAUGCUAAUUUAGCUAUUCAAAACUAAAAUUAAAUAAAAAGAUGCAAACAAAAAACUAUUAAAUAAGAUUCAAUAUUUACAAAAUGUACAGGAGCUCUCUGCCUAGGCGACCUCACGGCGCCAUGGCAAAAUAGAAACGUGUAGAAUAGCAGGACAUUUGCUGUAAAACAAUUUUUUAAAUAUAUAUAUUUUUGAUGGGGUUGCUUGAACCUGGGGGGGUGGGGGGGUUCAAGUCUCUAAAUCUACAAUUAGACGCCACCUCCAUGCCAAUAGGCUAUUUAGAAGGGUUGCCAUGAAAAAUACUUUCUUGAGAGCAACCAACAAAUGUAAAUGCCAAACGGCAUUGGCACUUGGAUUGGAACCAGGUGCUAUAGUCAGAUGAGAAGAAAAUAGAGCUCUUUAGCCAUGCACACCAGUGGUGGGUUUGGCCUCGAAAGAAGGAUGCAUAAGCAGAAAAUAACCUCAUACCUACUGUAAAAUAUGGUGGUGGAUCUUUGAUGUUAUGGGGCUGUUUUUCUUCCAAUGGUCCGGAGACCCUUGUUAAGAUCUCUACUAAGUACCAAGACAUUUUAGCCAAAAACCUGGUUGCUUCUGUCAGGAGAGGCUAAAACUUGGCUGCAAGUGGAUCUUCCAGCAAGACAAUGACCCCAAGCAAGGGGAGGGUGAACAAAGUAUUGAAAACAGGGGUGCCAAUAAUUUUGACACCUAUCUUUAGAUCCAGCCACUCCAAAGCUAAUGCUAAGUGUAUCCUGCAUCCCAAAGCUAAUGCUAAGUGUAUCCUGCAUCCCAAUGCUAAUGCUAACUGUAUCCUACAGCCCAAUGCUAAUGCUAACUGUAUCCUACAGCCCAAAGCUAAUGCUAACUGUAUCGUACAGUCCAAUGCUAAUACUAACUGUAUCCUGCAGCCCAGGGGUGCCACUUUGGUUUUAGAAGUGGGGGGGACAUAACCUGGCAAGGGUAUGGGGGUCCUCCCCCAGAAUGUGUUGGGCAUCUAAAGCUCAUUUCCUGCAUUUUUACACAAUCCAAUAUGCUGUCUCUAUUUAGAACAAAAAGUAAGCACAAUUGCCCACAGUCAUCAAGCUAGGUAAAAUAUCAUUAUUAAAUAUGUUUAAGUUAUAAAUACGACUGAACUAGAUCAAAGGUAAUUCAAUAAUACAUAUUGUGAUGCACCUUUAACCAAUAGCCUAACAAAGGAACAACUCUUGAAAAAAUACAGACUUUUGAUUUUUAUUAAGACAUCCUCUAUAUCAAAUUUCAGCUAGACCGACCAGCCAGCCCGAGCCGCCUGUACGCCCGACCCCCACCAGUCUAGUCAAUAACUCAACUCUCUCCCAACACAAGUUCCUUCGCAGUUCCCACCUUUAAUUUUUUUUGUUCCCAAUGGAAAGAUUUGGAAACAACAACAAAAAACCCACAAGAAAACCCACAUACACCUCAAAUAUACAUUAACACACAGAAACAGCAAAUCCUACAUAUAAUUAAUCUUAUAGGCCUAAUAGUACUUUAGAGCUCUUUUUACUUGCACACAAUAUAGCUGGGUAGCACCGUCCUGUCCUUAGGGGUCCACCACCCUGCAGCGCCCCAACUCAACACACCCCACUCAGCCUUAGGAUCUUAGUGAAACAUUAAUUAUUGGUUCCGGGUCUGUCAGGCCAAGGCCAGAGUGACAACCCACAGGACUGCAGACCCCCAGGGCCAGGACUGAGCAGUCCAGCAGCUAGGGAUUGCCUAAAUAGGUAUCUCCCCUGACGUGGGCAUGUUUUCAAUACAGACUCCUUUAGUCAUACUGUAUUCCAUAUAAGGCAUCCAGACUUUAUGAAAGUUGCCCAGUAUACCUUUAAUCUGGUAAUAAAUCAAAGCUAGUGAUACAAACUUGACAUUGUGGGAGGAUAACCAACCUUCCAAUUAAGGGCAAUGCAUUUAGCCGCUAUAAAUACUUGGUUACACAGUUUCUUCAGAUAACAGUCUCCAGUAUCAACAUUUCCAAGCAAACAAAAACAGGGAGAAGGGAGAAUCUGUAGACAUGCUGAGAUAAAAUAACACACUCUUUGCCAGAAUUCAGCCACCCUUCACAAGACCAUAACAUAUGCAAAUAAGAUACCUUUUGUGUUUUACAGCUCCAGCAGAGGAAUGAUAUUUCCCCUCUCUCCGCUGGGAUUCUCUGCCUCUGACCCUAUUACGGGGGCUGAGUCACUGGCUUAUUAGUGUUCUUCCAUGCCGUCCCUAGGAGGGGUGCAUAACGUCGUGCUAGGCUUUUUUUCGCUAUACUCGACUUGAGUGGUUUGAGUCACUGAUGUGAUCUUCCUCUCUGGUAUGCGACCCCUCGGGCUCGUGAGGUGGAGGAGAUCUUCGUGGGCUAUACUCAGCCUCGUCUCAGGGUAGUAAGUUAGGUCUGUUGAUAUCCCUUUAGUGGUGUGGGGGCUGUGCUUUGGCAAAGUGGGUGAGGUUAUAUCCUGCCUGGUUGGAUAUGGGUGGGGGUAUCAUCGGAUGGGUCCACAGUGCUGUCUUAUCUGGUGUCGUGUGAACUUAAGUAUGCGCCCUCUAAGUCUCCCAUCUCGCUCUCUCUCCCCUCCCAGAGGACCUUAGCCCUAGGACCAUGCCUCAGAACUACCUGGCCUGAUGACUCCUGGCUGUCCCCGUCCCCAGUCCACCUGGUCGUGCUGCUGAUCCAGUUUCUGCUGUUUUUCCUGUGGCUAUGGAACCCUGACCUGUUCACCAGACAUGCUACCUUGUCGUGCUGCUGCUCCAGUUUCAACUGUUCUGCCUGCAGCUAUGGAACCCUGACCUGUUCACUGGACGUGCUACCUUGUCCGGGACCUGCUUUUUCGACCCUCUCUCUCUCUCUACCGCACCUGCUGUCUCGACCUCUGAAUGCUCGGCUAUGAAAAGCCAACUGACAUUUACUCCUGAGGUGCUGACCUGUUGCACCCUCUACAACCACUGUGAUUAUUAUUUGACCCUGAUGGUCAUCUAUGAACGUUUGAACAUCUUGAAGAAUGAUGGCCUGAUUCACGCAGUCUCCUCUGAACAGUUGAUGUUGAGAUGUGUCUGUUACUUGAACUCUGUGAAGCAUUUAUUUGGGCUGUAAUUUCUGAGGCUGGUAACUCUAAUGAACUUAUCCUCUGCAGCAGAGGUAACUCUGGGUCUUCCUUUCCUGUGGCGGUCCUCAUGAGAGCCAGUUUCAUCAUUGCGCUUGAUGGUUUUUGCGACUGCACUUGAAGAAACUUUCAAAGUUCUUGACAUUUUCAGUAUUGACUGACCUUCAUGUCUUAAAUUAAUGAUGGACUGUUGUUUCUCUUUGCUUAUUUGAGCUGUUCUUGCCAUAAUAUGGACUUGGUCUUUUACCAAAUAGGGCUAUCUUCUGUAUACCACCCCUACCUUGUCACAACACAACUGAUUGGCUCAAAUGCAUUAAGAAGGAAAGACAUUCCACAAAUUAACUUUUAACAAGGCACACCUGUUAAUUGAAAUGCAUUCCAGGUGACUACCUCAUGAAUCUCAAAUAUAAAAUAUAUUUUGAUUUGUUUAACACUUUUUUGGUUACUACAUGAUUCCGUAUGUGUUAUUUAAUAGUGUUGAUAUCUUCACUAUUAUUCUACAAUGCAGAAAAUAGUAAAAGUAAAGAAAAACCCUUUUGACUGGUUCUGUAUAUUUUUAGAGCAUGACCAAACAUUUUUCUGUUUUUAUGGUUGAAACACACUAAGGCCAAAUUACUGUUGUCAGAACAAACUUCACACACACAAUGGAGCUAGCUGACAGUGCGCAUGAACAAUGCAAGGUCUGUCUCUUCCUGUCUCACCGUUCCUCCACUGAGUAUGUGAGUGGUUGAAUUGAUCCUGAAUUGGCCAAACUGUAUGGACUGAUGGUAAAUUGAUUAAGAGGUUGAGGUAAAAGAGGACAGGGCAGUGGAAUUGAAUUAGUCCUGGUCUGUGACCCGACAAUGCCAGGGAGAGAGGAGCAGCACGGGCCACAUGACAAGGACUCCCAGCUUGGCUGUGAUUCUGCAUUCCCCUCUAAAGGUUCUGAUUGGCCAGAUAGAGAUGGAUUGAAUGUGAGUGUGGCUUUCUCAUUGGCACUGGCAUUUUGGCUGUCAUUUUGGGAAAGUAAGAAUGACAAUUAGGGAGUGUGUUGUAUGUUUUGAUGCUGGUGACAAAUUGAAGUCGUAGUGACAUUAUCUAACCCAUUGUAUGUUAUACAGUAAUUUGAAUGGUGUCAGAUGAUGGUUAUGUGAUAACAUCUCUUUGCCCCUCUCAAUUUAAUUCUACUCAAUGACCUCAAUCGGCAUGAAAGGUAUCUUACUUACACUGCCAAAUCAAGAGCACAAGAACAAAUUAACAUUAACAUUGACAUUUUAGUCAUUUAGCAGACGCUCUUAUCCAGAGCGACUUACAGUUAGUGAGUGCAUACAUUUUUCAUACAUAAUUAAAUCAAUGAAAAGUCAUCAUAGUGAUUAACAGUAGUAAUACUGUUAUAGUAAUACUAUUUCAAUCCCCCCUCUUUCUUUAUAUCUUUCUCCCUGUUUCUCUCUAUCCCUCAGUACAUUAAAGACUUCUACAAUAGAACAUCAGUGAGUCGUCAUGGCACAUGGCUGGGUGGGGAGGCUCUGACCCUCAUGUACUCUCUCACCGUGUCAAUCUUUGCCAUUGGGGGUCUACCGGGGAUCCCUCAUGGUGGGCAUGCUCGUCACCAGGUUCGGCAGGUGAGAUCCUCACACACUCCCCAUACACACACUCCCAGUGACACACACUCCUAUACAGGGUUUACACUGGAUGAUUCCACCAUAAUAUAUUGGGUUUUAGAAGUUAAAUAUUCUCUGCUCCCCAUUCGAGACAGUGUUCAUCUUUAUUUACACCUUUGUAUGUGUAAUACAUGUUAGAAUGGACCUAAUGAAAGGGAAGGCAUGACUGGAUUUGGAAAGUCCUGUCCUUUGAAGACCUUUGAUUUGGUUUUGGUCAAUGGCUGAGCCCUCCAGACUCUGCGGCUGCAGGGUGGCUGUUGGCCAGUUGACAUGAACAGCCUCAGAGACACACUGCAGCAUCUGGAGCUCUGGGCACUGCCAUCCUGCCUGGCACUCUGAGCUAGUCACAUACACACACCACUGAGGGCAUUAGAGUUGUGCCUCCAUCUAUCACCCCUGAGUGACCUUCUGCCCUCUGACCCCAGGGAUGACCCUGCCCUGGCUCCCUUGGUCUCCUCUGCCCUUCAGAGCACACAAUGUCCGUCCUGUCUGCCUUUCAGAGUGCAUAGUGUUUACUUACCCUGUGCCCUUUAGAGUUCUAACUCUUUUCCCUCAAAAUAAUGUAGGCCCUGAGCGAAUUUCAAGUCUGCUGAGCACAAACUUGAACUUUGUGAAAAUUCUGUGCAACUUCCAGCGCGCGUUUACUGUGAACACAGCCUGUACCCGUUUUAAGUUAGAGUUUUAAGUGACCAAGUAGGCUACUGUGGCUGUUUGAUCAUCAUGUAGGCCUACCAGAGUGGCCUACCAUCAAAAACAAUGGAGAAAAUGCAUAACAUAACAUUUUAACAUGGAAAUAGCUGUUCUAUCAUUCAGCCUACAGUAGCAGCAAAUGUGUGGUGUUCAAUGUAGACCUAUAUUCCAUGAAAAAAACAAAAACAUGCAGGGCUUGACAUUAACCUGUUUAUCCACUUGUCCUUCAGACAAGGAGGUGACUUAAAAUGUUGUUGUGUUGUUUGAUGCAAGAAACGACUUUACAAAAUAAAAUGUAUUAUUAUUCCCAUACCAUUAUUACAGAGAAUCAGACAAAUUAUGUUACCCCCUCCCUAUUGGCUACUUAGCUUAUUCAAGCCUGUCUCAAAAUACAACACUUCCCCUUUAAGACAAAAAAAAAAAGCUCUUUACCUGAAUGGCUUUUCAAAGAUGUCUAGAAAUGUACACGUUUUGUGCUUUUGUAGGAAGCAAUCACUCCCCCAUUGUGGACUACAAAUGAGCUAUAACUGGGCUAAUAACUCACUAACUAGCAAAGAAUAUGAGCAAAUGUGCACACGUGGCUAGCUCUCGCUUUGAUCUCAAAACAAGCGCAUCUACAUACGACCGCUCGUGCUGUAAACAGUCCAGUUCAAAGUGAAUGGCACAGAUCCAUAAAUGGCAAUGGUCUAUUUGUGUAUAGGCCUACUGCAGCUCUGAUUGGUUAUGGCGCACCUGUCUGUGUAGAGUACGGGCUGAGUAGUGCCUGUCAAUCCAAUAGAAUCCUACUUCGAUCCGCUCUGCCUACAACAAAAUCUCUUGCGUAGUUAGUUUUGCAUACUACGUUUGCGUAGUUCGUUUUGGUUUUGGUAUAUUGCAUUGAAAGUGGCAAAUAUUGCGUUGAUUCGAUCACAAUUCCCACAGUAAAGGGAAACAUUGAUAGUGUUAACUAAUGGGGGAAACUCUAGAAAGUUGAGUGAACUUCGCGGGGCUGAUAUUUCUUCUGCUCAGUGGAGCUGCGCGCCCACGCAUGUGCGCGGCUUAGAGGGAACAUUGCAAACUACCCUAUGGUGUACACUCUCUCUGUCCCCUCUACACUGCACACUACCUGUCCCCUAUACCCUUUGGAGUGCAGUCAGUGCACUCUCUGUCCCCUCUGCCCAGCUCUUUAAAUAGUUUUUUUGUAUUCAGUGCAGGCUUAGAUCUAAUUUAUCUAAAGCAUUCAAACGAUCUGACUGGACAUUUAUAUGCUAAUGAAAGAGAACAAUUUACGAGCACAGGUAUGAGCUGAUCAAUUUCAUCACCCAGCAGUGUUUUAUGGGUGAUCAGAACUCUCAACGCCCUCCCUGACUGUAUAUUUGGGGGAGACUUUACUACUCUAUGUCAUAAAACAAAAAUAUGUACUCCUGCUAUUGCCUCUGGUCCAUGUGCUUUUAUGCACCGCUUGUGCAAAUACAUAAAUACAACAGUUUGGGGUUUGGUACAUUAAUUAGCUGGCUCUGAUAAUCUAAGCGUUUUAAUGGUGGACGGCCAACCAUAACUUUUGCGUGUGUGUGUAUAGGAAAGGCACGGUGAUGAACUCGACGGUGUUGGUGUUCAGCGCUGGAUCACUCAUGGGCUUCAGCAGGAUCUGUGGCUCUCCAGAGAUGGUCAUCUUUGGUCGCUUCGUCACGGGGAUCCACUCCGGUACAAACAUAUCAGUGUGUCCACUCAGUGAGAGGGGUAGUGUUCAGGGGUGAGAGUUAGAGUUAAGAUAAGGGUCAAGGUUCAGGAGUGGUCAAGGUUCAAUCAGUCAGAGUUCUAUACAUAUAUAUGUGGCACAAUAGCUGGAUAAAGUUACGAAUGUUGCAAUGAAAAGAAGGUGAAUGUUUGCUCACUGUUUAAUGUUUCCAUCCACGUUGUCAUUGUUGUGUUGUAUUGUGAAGGUAUCUCUCUGAGUGUGGUGCCCAUGUAUCUGGGAGAGAUAGCUCCUAAGAACCUGCAUGCUUUCCUGGGGCUCGUGCCCAGCAUCUUCAUCUGUGCUGUGGUCUUCUCGGCCCAGAUCCUGGGUCUACACGAACUUCUGGGAAAGGUACGCCAAAGACCAGGAAAAGCUUUAAACGUGGCAUUCAUAUGCUUAGAGAACUAUAUCUUUAUUAAUGUAUACCAGAGGUGAGCUGUAGGUUAAGUGGAGGUGACAAGUGGCAAGCCUUGUGGUCCUCUGUAGCUCAAUUGGUAGAGCAUGGCGCUUGUAACGCCAGGGUAGUGGGUUCGAUCCCUGGGACCACCCAGACCUAAAAAUGUAUGCACACAUGACUGUAAGUCGCUUUGGAUAAAAGCGUCUGCUAAAUGGCAUAUUAUAUCAUAUUAUUGUCACGGUUCCGUGAUCGCAGCAGGAUAAAGGAGUGUAUUUGUGUGUUUAAUGGGAGUGUGUACCUGUGUGUGUUGGUUUCUCACUACCUCCGUCUGCUCCUCCUGCUGAUUACCCCCGUGUCUAGAGUGAACCUCCCCCACAGCCCCAAAUUGAAUUUAAAUUGAAUGUUAGUGGUUGUCCACUGUUACUCUGUGCCCAUGCUGUGCCAGGCUGUGCCACCUGUGCCCAUGCCCCACAAGCCCAAAUAUGUCUGUCUCUCUUGCAGCUCUGGUUCUAUACCAAUGACAUCUUUGAGAACGCGGGCAUCCUAGCUCCAGAGAUCCAGUACAGUACAGGAGCCAUCGAGAUCAUCGCUGGCCUCAUUAGGGUGAGUCUAUGGGAUUUGGGUUAAGUUUGCGCUGUCAUAGUUUUCUCUUUUAAUGGUUCUCUUAUUAAUGUUUUGUUGCUUUCCGUCUCUUUGUACAGUAUCUCGUGUUUCUCUCUCCCUCUCUCUCUAGUGUUUUACCAUAGAGAAGCUGUGCAGAAGGCCUCUCAUCAUCGGGGGGUUUCUAGUCAUGGGAUUCUGCUGUGCUGGGAUCACCCUCUCCCUCAUUUUACAGGUGUGUAUUUGUGUGUGUGUGGGUGUGUUUUUACUAUAUUAAUUUACUCCUUGUGAUACGACAGAGUACUUUAUUCAAUUUGAUUAAUCAAUCCCAUUUAUUUUAUAAAGCCAUUUUUACAUCAGCAGUUUUAACAAAGUGCUUUACAGAUACCCAGCCUAAUACCCCAGAGCAAGCAAGCAAUGCAGAGGCAGAAGCACAGUGGCUAGGAGAAACUCCCUAGAAGGCUGGAACCUAGGAAGAAAUCUAGAGAGGAACCAGGCUCAGAGGGGUGGUCAGUCCUUUUCUGGCUGUACCGGGUAGAGAUUUAGGAGUGGCCAACUAUGACAGUCAGUAUAUUCCUUAAGGAGAUUUCUAAGUGAGGUCAUGGCAACUUAUAUCUUCUACUUCUGCUUACAGGUUCACUUACCAUUCAUGUGUUAUGUCAGUGUUGGAUGUGUUAUCAGUAUCAUUGCUGGUUUCUGCAUUGGGCCAGGUGAGCUGCGUUCUUCUACAAACUUGAUCUUCAAAUCAAAUCAAAUCACAUUUUAUUUGCCACAUGCGCCGAAUACAACAGGUGUAGACAUUACCGUGAAAUGCUUACAGCCCUUAACCAACAAUGCAUUUAUUUUUUUAUAGAAAAGUAAAAUAAAACAACAACAACAACAAAAAGUGUUGAGAAAAAAAAGAGCAGAAGUAAAAUAAAAUAACAGUAGGGACGCUAUAUACAGGGGGGUACCGGUGCAGAGUCAAUGUGCGGGGGCACCGGCUAGUUGAGGUAGUUGAGGUAAUAUGUACAUGUGGGUAGAGUUAAAGUGACUAUGCAUAAAUAAUUAACAGAGUAGCAGCAGCGUAAAAAGAUGGGGUGGGGGUGGGGGUGGGGGUGAGGGGGGGCAGUGCAAAUAGUCCGGGUAGCCAUGAUUAGCUGUUCAGGAGUCUUAUGGCUUGGGGGUAGAAGCUGUUGAGAAGCCUUUUGGACCUAGACUUGGCGCUCCGGUACCGCUUGCCGUGCGGUAGCAGAGAGAACAGUCUAUGACUAGGGUGGCUGGAGUCUUUGACAAUAUUGAGUGUUUUCCUCUGACACCGCCUGGUAUAGAGGUCCUGGAUGGCAGGAAGCUUGGCCCCAGUGAUGUACUGGGCCGUACGCACUACCCUCUGUAGUGCCUUGCGGUCGGAGGCCGAGCAGUUGCCAUACCAGGCGGUGAUGCAACCAGUCAGGAUGCUCUCGAUGGUGCAGCUGUAUAACUUUUUGAGGAUCUGAGGACCCAUGCCAAAUCUUUUCAGUGUCCUGAGGGGGAAUAGGCUUUGUCGUGCCCUCUUCACGACUGUCUUGGUGUGUUUGGACCAUGAUAGUUCGUUGGUGAUGUGGACACCAAGGAACUUGAAGCUCUCAACCUGUUCCUCUACAGCCCCGUCGAUGAGAAUGGGGGCGUGCUCAGUCCUCUUUUUUUUCCUGUAGUCCACAAUCAUCUCCUUUGUCUUUGUCACGUUGAGGGUGAGGUUGUUAUCCUGGCACCACACGGCCAGGUCUCUGACCUCCUACCUAUAGGCUGUCUCAUCAUUGACGGUGAUCAGGCCUACCACUGUUGUGUCGUCGGCAAACUUAAUGAUGGUGUUGGAGUCGUGCCAGGCCUUGCAGUCAUGGGUGAACAGGGAGUACAGGAGGGGACUGAGCACGCACCCCUGAGGGGCCCCCGUGUUGAGGAUCAGCGUGGCAUAUGUGUUGUUACCUACCCUUACCACCUGGGGGCGGCCCGUCAGGAAGUCCAGGAUCCAGUUGCAGAGGGAGGUGUUUAGUUCCAGGAUCCUUAGCUUAGUGAUGAGCUUUGAGGGCACUAUGGUGUUGAACGCUGAGCUGUAGUCAAUUAAUAGCAUUCUCACGUAGGUGUUCCUCUUGUCCCGGUGGGAAAGGGCAGUGUGGAGUGCAAUAGAGAUUGCAUCAUCUGUGGAUCUGUUGGGGCGGUAUGCAAAUUAAAGUGGGUCUAGGGUUUCUGGGAUAAUGGUGUUGAUGUGAGCCAUGACCAGCCUUUCAAAGCACUUCAUGGCUACAGAUGUCAGUGCUACGGGUCGGUAGUCAUUUAGGCAGGUUAUCUUAGUGUCCUUGGGCACGGGGACUAUGGUGGUCUGCUUGAAACAUGUUGGUAUUACAGACUCAGUCAGGGACAUGUUGAAAAUGUCGGUGAAGACACUUGCCAGUUGGUCAGCACAUGCUCGGAGUACACGUCCUGCUAAUCCGUCUGGCCCUGCGGCCUUGUGAAUGUUGACCUGCUUAAAAGUCUUACUCACAUCGGCUACGGAGAGCGUGAUCACAUAGUUAUCAGGAACAGCUGGUGCUCUUACUCUUUUCCUUUCUCCUUAUGAAUUUACUUUCCAUUCAUUUUUGAGCCGAGAACACACACACACAUCCAGGCUUCAUACAGGGAGACAUUGGGGUUGGGUCGCUUACCCGAUUUGCUGGUGUCCGACCUCUGAUGCACUUCGGUGCUGUGUAGGGAAAUGGCGCCCUCUGGAGGUCGAAGUUGAGAGGUUGUAAAUGCAGCCAAUGGCCUUGCUCUAAUCUCCCAAUUAUCUGCCUGUGUGUGAUGAUGAUGUUUACAUCCCAUGUAAGAGAGACAAAUGAGAGUGUGCUCUGUAGAGAUGUAUGCAGCCUAUGAUGUAUGUAUGUACAGUCCCUCCUACAUCCCCCUUUGGUCCUUAGUGGAUUGGCUCAUUCUGUUUGGGAUCCUGUCUUUAAUUAGGCCUCCUCGCGCCUCAUUGGUCAGAAACAUGAUGUAUGCUGCCACUCAAGAGCAAAUAAAGAUGAAUAAUGAAUCGGGGGCCUAACUCCUCAUCAGUCUAAAAGUGUUAUUCUUCCGGUACCCACAAUAAUCAGUCACAAAUAAUUAUGCACAAAUAAUGCUGCCUUGACUCAUGUUCAUUCAUAGGGUCAUUAGCGGUGUAGUGACACAAGGCAUUGCAUAUUCAUCACCUGUGACCAAACGUUAUUAGACACUCCACUUCCGGUAACACUUUAUAUGAAUUGGGUAUACAUAAAGCAUUCUUAACACCUUUAUGAAACCAGUCAUCACACCUUCAUGAAUGUUGCAGUAUCAUUCAUACAACAUUCAUAACACAUGUAUUCAACAUAAUUCAUAAAGGGUCUUUCUAAACAAAAGUCCCUUUACAUUAUAGUACAAAACGUUUUUUUAAAAAUCAAGAUUGUGUUAGCCUGCUGAGAUAAAGGCAAGGCAUUAGUUUGUGGAGCUAAUACAAGUCUUCAGGUCUCAGCUAAGGUUGCUUAUUACCUCCAUUACAAUGUCAAACAAUUGCUGAGGUGCCAUCCAGACCUGGGUUUAAAUAGUUUGCUUGAGCCUGAGCGUUUGCUUGAGCCUGCCUGGAAUCCCAGAUGGGCAGGUAGGGUUUGCACUUUUGGGACUAUGCCAUUAAUUCCAUUGCACCAGGAAAGCUCAAUCAAGCACAGCUAGUUUAUCUAUUUGAAAGAUGCCUACACCCAGGGCUGGUGCUAUUUCCUACUGCCAUUGUGACCUUGAGCAAAACAUUUAACCCCUAAACUGCUACAAGGGUAAUGCUUUAAGGCUGACCCUGUACUGCUCCCAGCCUGUUGCGUGAAUAUCGUGUCAGGGUGUCACGGAUUCAGCCGAGGCUGCUCCUCCUCCUUGCUCGGGCAGGCUUCGGCGUUCGUCGUCGCCAGAGUACUAGCUGCUACCGAUCUAUGUUUCUGUGUUCUACUUGUUUUGUCUUUAUUGUUCACACCUGGUUCCCGUUAUGUAUUGAUUUCUUCCCUAUUUAACCCUCUGGCUCCCACUGUAUGUUGUGCGUGUUUGUUCAUGUUUGGUUGUCGUCUGGUGAGCGGGUUUGUUUCCUCCCUGUGUGGAGGUUAUGUUAUUUACGUUACCUACGAGUAAAGUACGUUUUCGAUUAGCUCUGUGUCCUGCGCCUGACUUCGUCCUACCGCAUCACACUGACCUCCUAACACAGGGGUUUGGGUACUGUGACAGUAAAUACAUUUUUAUUCAAUGGGACUUUUAUUUUGAAAACUCCUUAUGAAUGAUGUUGAAUAAAUGUGUUUUGAAGGUUGUUAUGAAUGAUACUGCAUCACUCAUAAAGGUGUUAUGACUGGUGUUAUGUAUACCCCCUACAUAUAACGUGUUACCCCACUUCCGUACUUCCUGUAUAGGUACAGUAGAUAAAGAGCUCUUCUUAAAGCCACUUUACCCUGGCACUCUCCAGAGGGAAUCACCUGACAGUUUGUUUACAUAAUGUGUGUUUGUAUGUAGACUGUAAUUAUAGGUUGAAUGUGUGUGUGUGCAGUGUACUAACGGCCAGUGUAUGUAUUGUAGCGGGCAUUCCUUUCCUGAUAACGGCGGAGCUGUUUAAACAGUCUCACCGGCCAGUAGCCUACACUGUGGGAGGAUCCCUCAAUUGGAUUUUCAACUUCACAGUGGGCUUCGUCGUCCCCUUCCUACAGGUAACCAACAGCCUCUGCCCUCACUUCAUAUGGCCUCUGUCCUCACUUAACUUGACCUGGCUGUGCUCGUACUUAACAUGGCAUAAAAGAUUCAGGUGCCACCUACUGCCGUUGUGCCCUUGAGCAUGGCACCUAACACCUAACCUGCUCCAGUGGCUCUGCAGUGCAGCUGACACUGUGUUGCUCCAGCCUCUAGUGGGUGUAUGUGUGGUGUCCGGGGGUGGUAUUCUACUUUGCAUGGCCUCAGCAUGGCACUGCUUCUCCCUUACAUGGCUUUACUUGACAUGGCUUUGGCCCCCCACCCAGCAUGACCUCGGUCCAGACUCAACAUGGAGUCUUAUCUAACAUGGUGUCCACCCUCAUCCAGCAUGGCCAAUGCCUUUGCUCAUUAGGACAAUAUGUGAAUUUUGGUUGUCCUAAAUUGCUUACUCUCAAAAAACACAAAUCAAGGCGAAGCACUAUGAACGUUCUAAUCUAAACCGUCUCUCUGACUGUCCGUCCCUCCCUGGUGUCAGAUGUCCGCUGGGUCCUACUGCUACCUAUGUUCUACUGCUUGUGUCUGCGACCUACAGUACGUGUUCUUCGUCAUCCCCGAAACCAAGAACAAGACGUUUGUGGAGAUCAGCCAGAUGUUUGUUUCCAAGGAGGCGGUGCCAGAGACCCAGGGCCUGGGCCAUCCCGACCAGCUCAAACUGAAGAAGAUGAACGGAUACGGAACCCUGGAGAACGGAUCGCUGGUGUUUGACAGCUCCUCCUCCGUCCCCUGA
Messenger RNA from Coregonus sp. 'balchen', 14709 nucleotides. The record is from the annotation of a GenBank genome assembly. NCBI's taxonomy places the organism in Eukaryota, Metazoa, Chordata, Actinopteri, Salmoniformes, Salmonidae.